This is a messenger RNA of Oncorhynchus nerka (sockeye salmon), 1377 nucleotides long. Its product is annotated as zinc finger protein 614-like. Gene Ontology annotation, cellular component: nucleus. Gene Ontology annotation, biological process: regulation of transcription by RNA polymerase II. The transcript has 4 exons. Gene Ontology annotation, molecular function: RNA polymerase II transcription regulatory region sequence-specific DNA binding; DNA-binding transcription factor activity, RNA polymerase II-specific. The coding region runs from base 161 to 1288 and encodes 375 amino acids. The record is from RefSeq and is a predicted model, not a curated record. Lineage: Eukaryota; Metazoa; Chordata; Actinopteri; Salmoniformes; Salmonidae.
UAGUGACGACCUUGUUCUAUCUGUGGUGGAACGUUGCGGACAUAGACCAGAAAGUGCAGCGUUUUAUGACGUCAGCAAAGGAAGCGAAGCUGUGUGCCAUUCUAUCAUUGAGAAUUUCAAGAUACAAAAAUUCAAACGAAGAAGCACUCUAGUCAACAAGAUGAAGAGCACACCUGGGGAAAAGCAACACAAUAAAACCAAACGGACUAAACACCAUCCAGACCCCAUCAAAACAGAGUGUGGAACACAGUCAGAUGAUGUUGACUGCAAUAGAGAAGAACCAGACAUUAGCCAAUCACCCUACAUUACUAAAGGGGUUUGUAACAGCUCCAUCCUAAUCAAAGAGGAACCAACAGACUUUGAGCAGCAGGGAAUGGGAGAGGAACCAAACCGUUCUGUUCCUUCCUUCCAGAAGAAGCACAUCAAACAUCAAAAUACAUCCAAUCCAAUGACCGGAUGUAACAAGAUAUCAUGGAGUCCUGUGGUGACGCUAACAAGAUUGUCUAAUGUGGUGGUUAAGACUCUUCUGCGAGACACUAAAGUGUGUUUGGUGAAGGAGGAAAACCCAGACGAGACAGUUGGAGUCUCUUCUCCUCAAUUUUUUCCUUGUCCACACUGCACCAUCUCCUUCACUGACUGUUACUUCCUGGAGAACCACAUAAAGACCAAACACCAGAAGCAGUACCUGGCUUUGUUCAAAAGCUAUGUCUCAACAAGUAAAACUGUGUAUGCCCCAACACACAGCUGUCCCCACUGUAGCUGCAUGUUCCAUACCCCACGACAGCUACACGUCCACAUCUGUCAGGCCCACCCCUCUGCCCCGCUAAGGAAACUCCACCCCUGCCCCUAUUGUGAACGCAGCUUCCAGUACAUAGCCAGAUUGCAUACUCACUGCAAGGUUUGGCACAAAAUGUCUGUUACUUUCAUCGAUGGAUACCUCAGUUGCGCUGACUGUGGAAAGAGCUUCAGGAAUUGCUGGGGACUUGGGCCUCAUCAGUGUCACAAACCUGAGGACUCUAAGCCUAAGGAUGGCCCUGUCUGUCUGAACAUCGGCAUGCCAUGCUCAGAAUGUGGCAAAAGCUGCUCUAGUCCUCAGAAUCUGCGCAUUCACAUGCGCACACACACCGGCGAGAAGCCCUACGUCUGCAAGGAGUGUGGCAAGAGCUUCUCAGAAGCCAGCAGUCAUUGCAAACAAAUGCCAAGACUGCGGAAAGGAUUUUGCCCGGAUGCGAGAAGCCUUUAUCCUGCCCCAAAUGUGACAGGCGGUUUGCAUACAGUUAUUCUUUGAAGCUUCACCUGCGCACACACUCAGGGGAGAGACCUUUCAAAUGUACUGUGUGUGGUAAAGACUUUGCGGACAACGGUUAUCUGAAGACG